Stegastes partitus (bicolor damselfish) is the source of this 2963-nucleotide messenger RNA. RefSeq names its product tRNA aspartic acid methyltransferase 1 (gene trdmt1). Lineage: Eukaryota; Metazoa; Chordata; Actinopteri; Pomacentridae. Gene Ontology annotation, cellular component: nucleus. Gene Ontology annotation, molecular function: methyltransferase activity. The transcript has 11 exons. The coding region runs from base 248 to 1198 and encodes 316 amino acids. The record is from RefSeq and is a predicted model, not a curated record.
GGUCUUGCUGCCCAGUCGGACAGUCUGAGCAGGAUGGAUGAAAGAGAUGUAAAGAAAGCAGAAUAGAGGAGAAUAAGAGGAGGCAAGGUGAGGAGCAGAGAGUGGCAUACCCUCCCAGGUAGUGGCUGCCAUCGACAUCAACACCACAGCCAAUCUGAUCUACAAGCACAACUUCCCUGACACUCCCCUCUGGAACAAGACCAUCGAGGGUAUAUCAUUAGAUGACUUCAAUAAAUUAUCUUUUGACAUGAUUUUGAUGAGCCCUCCUUGCCAGCCUUUCACCAGGAUUGGGCUUCAGGGGGACACUGCUGACCCAAGAACCAAGAGCUUCCUCUACAUCCUGGAUCUUCUGCCGAGGCUGUGCAGGCUGCCCCGCUUCAUCCUGCUGGAAAAUGUGAAAGGCUUCGAGACGUCCUCCGCAAGGGAACGCUUGGUGAAAACGCUGAUGGAAUGUGGAUACAACUUUCAGGAGAUCAUGGUCUCACCCACAAGUGUCGGCAUCCCAAAUUCAAGGCUGCGUUAUUUCCUGAUUGCUGAGAAGUCAGCAGGACAGUUGAGCACCCAGACGGGUUUAAAGAUGUUAGAUGUCCUUCCACUUCCUGCCAAGAGUGAGCCUGCCGAGCAGCCCAGAGUCUUGAGUCCUGUCUGCCAACGUAGCGGCCAACCAGAGGAGGAGGUGCAAAGGGGAGGAAUCCUCUAUAAACUAGAGACCCAGAUGGAUGCACAGAGGAAGGUUAAUCAGAACCGGGAUCUGUCUGUCAGGGAGAUCCAAGACUUCCUGGAACCACAGAUGGAGGUCAACCUGGAGCUCCACCUGCUUCCUCCUAAAACACUGCUGCGCUAUGGGCUCCUCUUGGACAUCGUUCAGCCCACAUGCAGGAGGUCCGUCUGCUUCACUAAAGGCUAUCGGCGCUAUGUGGAGGGAACUGGCUCGGUGCUGCAGAGCUGCACGGAAACGAAGAUUGAGAGUGUGUUUACGGGUCUGGACCAGCUGUCUGAAGAGGAGAAACUCCAGCGGCUGGUGAAACUAAAGCUCCGAUACUUCACUCCCAGAGAAGUGGCCAACCUCAUGGGCUUUCCUCAAAGUUUCUCCUUUCCAGAGCAGAUCCCUACCAUCCAGCGGUACCGAGUGUUGGGAAACAGCCUCAACGUGGUGGUGGUGGCCAGACUGCUGCAGCUGCUGGUCUCAGAGCGCUGACGACAUGCUGGAGACCAGAACCGUGUGAGUGUGGUGAUACCAGUGGGUUCUCUCUGACGUGGGGUUCUGAUUAAACAUGGAUCAACGUGUAGGCAGCAGUCAGGACGCUUUCUGUCUAUGACGUGCUCAUGAAGGUCUUGUAUCUCCAUCACACAGCCACGUUGAGCUUCUUGUGUUUGCCUCUCUCUGUCUCCACAUGCUUGUGUAUUUUCUGCAUCAGAAUAAAUACCAUUCAUGAAAUUAAAGGUUUGAUUUGUGGAAGGAAAACUAGACUGUCCCUGCUGAGAAGAAGGAUGGUGAGUGUUUUCCUGAAGGGGCUGCACAUGGCACCGCUGUGGUGUCUAAACACAGAACAGUAAACUGUUGGGAUGAAUGUUCUCAGCUCAUGUGUAGUCCAGUUCUUAGUCUCAGAUGGCCAAAUGCUUUUAUACCUGAGUAAGAAAUGCAUACUCGCUUGAUGCCUGCAGUCACAGUUGCCUUAAACAGAAUUCCCCGCUGAGCAUCCCUGUACUACAUUGUCAUGUCUUUCAUACUAUUUCAUGUUGUACUUUGUGUUUGUUAUUCUGUCUGCGUACCCUUAUGUGUGAUUCUGUGUAGUCUGUAUUGUCAUGUUGUGAGAUGGAAGUAAAGGGCUGGUUUGUAUAAAAUAAUUUCCCCCUGGGGACAAUAAAGUCUAAGUCUAUACUCGUACAAGAAAAGGUGGCUGUGUGGCUACUCCUGCCAGUGUUCUGGUAUCAGCAGGAGCAGUACUCAUACAACUACAGAAACAUCUGGACAUCAAUUAGAAAACAAACAUUUAUUGUGUUUCUAUAAACUGAAGACUCAAACAGAGCAUGAAUGUCUCAGAGUGUGUGUCCACACUGAGCUGGAACAUGUCCUCCUCAGACCAUCAUCUCCAUGAUCACCUCUAUGAGACAGCAGUCAGAAGACACACUGAAGGUCUCUCAACCUCUCAAUAACUGGAUUAUUUCUGAGCUGAACACUUCAAUGUUUCCUGUUGUGAACAAGAACAAGGCCUGUAUGGAAACAAUGCAACCACAGUAAACACGGCUGUGACCAGAACUGAGCUUUUCAAUGAGCCCAGGUGCAUUAAGGUGGUUAAAGGACGAGCUGUAAACACCAGAACGUCAUCAGCAACUCACAAAAACCAGGAGACGACAGCUGUGUGGUGACCACAAAGAUUUACUUUUAACAACCAAUCAAACAAAUGCUGCAUAAAAACCCUGCUGCUGGUGUUCCUGGAGACGGGCAGAACCUGUCAGAACCUGUCAGAACCUGUCAGAGAGCCAGCCAGAGGCUGACUGAGGGAACGAUGGAGGCCUUAUCCGGCUGAUCUACUGGCUCCAGGUGAGGCUCAGCCGACCAGCGAGCCUCUGCUCAGCCACAGGAACACAGGGACACCUGGUGGACAGGUGGAGGGUCGCCACUAGUGUCUUAUAAAACUGAGUGUGCAUUUUAUAGUGACUGGAGCCAAGUAUGACUCAGCAUAUUGUUAAUGGCUUUAUACAGUUAUUUGUAUUAAUUUAAUGAGUGACAGUAAUACUGGACACUGUGGUGCAUGGAGUCCCCUCCAAUGUGUGUUUCCUGUUACAUGACUAAGGUUGAAUAAUUCAAACACAACCCUUCAUCCUGUUGGUCAGUCCCUCCAGUUUAGUUGAAGCCUAAACACACAGUUUGUAAAAGUUCACUGCUUUAAUGUUUCACUGUGAUAUGUACCGUCUGUGUAUUGUGAUAUCAAUAAAGUUUUGAGAAGGCAUAAACUUUA